AUGAACCGUGUGUUCGUUUUCCCUCAACAGGAAGUGGUCAGAAAAGACUGGCUGUUCAAGCUGGUUGGCAAGGAAACCUUCACCGUGGGGAGCUGCAGCACCAGAGCCACCGUGGUCAUCGAGGCGGUCGGCGGCUUCGCCUACGAGUACUCGCUGGAGGUGGACGGCAAGAGUCUGCAGAAGUUCACCGACAACAGAGCCAGGACGUCCAAAACAUGGCUGCUCAAGGUGGACGGGGAGGACUGCAGGGUGGUGCUGGAAAAGGACACCAUGGACAUUUGGUGCAAUGGACAGAAAAUGGACGCCAUGGGCGAGUUUGUGGACGACGGCACGGAGACGUGCUUCAUGUUGGGGGGGCACGAGUGCUGCAUCAAGGCGGCGAGCGGGGGGGGGGAGAAGAAGAAGAAGAAGAACAGCAUCCUGCAUUUUCUCCUCCUGGACGGAGAGAAGAUACCUGCUUCUACACAAUAA
Etheostoma cragini (Arkansas darter) is the source of this 471-nucleotide messenger RNA. Its product is annotated as fas apoptotic inhibitory molecule 1-like. Gene Ontology annotation, biological process: positive regulation of neurogenesis; canonical NF-kappaB signal transduction; negative regulation of extrinsic apoptotic signaling pathway via death domain receptors. The transcript is spliced from 3 exons. Lineage: Eukaryota; Metazoa; Chordata; Actinopteri; Perciformes; Percidae. The coding region runs from base 1 to 471 and encodes 156 amino acids. The record is from RefSeq and is a predicted model, not a curated record.